Messenger RNA from Atta colombica, 713 nucleotides. RefSeq names its product micronuclear linker histone polyprotein-like. The coding region runs from base 9 to 713 and encodes 234 amino acids. The record is from RefSeq and is a predicted model, not a curated record. The transcript has 4 exons. Lineage: Eukaryota; Metazoa; Arthropoda; Insecta; Hymenoptera; Formicidae.
UGACAGACAUGGCGAGGUAUUCCAGUGACUCGGACUCGGACCAUAGCAGCAGAUACCGAAGAAAACGAAAUCGAAAAUCAAGAUCUAGCAGCUCAGACAGCAGUGAAUCCUCGCCACAUCGAAGGAGAUCCUCAAAACAUUCUAAAACAAAGCGUAAACAUCGAUCACACUCGAGAAGCAGAGGAAGAGAUCGAAAUUCAAAGAGCCAUAAAGGAUCCAGGAGCAGUCACUCGAGAGACCGAGAUAAAAGACGUUACCGUGCUAGCACAGGUAGAUCAUACUCUUCAGAUCGUACAAGAAGGAAGGCUAGAUCUACAUCCAGAGAAAAAUCACGAAGUCCUUCCAGCAGUUCACAAUCGAAUCAACCGAAAAUUAAUACAGAGAAAAGCCAAGUCUUAAUGACAAAAGAUGAUUUUCCCAUUGAGCCACGUUUCAAAGAUAGUGUACUUGAAGAAAUAAACGCUGAAGGUUUCAUUCCUAAGCAGUUCACUUCAUCUGCUACCAAGGAGAGUAAAUUUAAAAAUAUUGUAAUAGACAUUACUUCAGAUACCAUACAAGUUCCAUUAGUAUCUAAUAUUGCCAGUGGCCCGGAAAGUAUAUUUCAUACAUCAAUUAUGAUGGAUCAAGAAGCAAGAUUCGAUAAAUGGGUGAAAAAACUCUAUACUCUUAGACAAAAAGCUAUAGCUGACUUGACACAUACAAAUAUGACAUAA